Messenger RNA from Pochonia chlamydosporia 170, 1731 nucleotides. Its product is annotated as amino-acid permease inda1. The transcript has 4 exons. The record is from RefSeq and is a predicted model, not a curated record. NCBI's taxonomy places the organism in Eukaryota, Fungi, Ascomycota, Sordariomycetes, Hypocreales, Clavicipitaceae. Gene Ontology annotation, molecular function: amino acid transmembrane transporter activity. Bases 1 to 1731 code for a protein of 576 amino acids. Gene Ontology annotation, biological process: amino acid transmembrane transport. Gene Ontology annotation, cellular component: membrane.
AUGUCUGACCAGGACGUGCCUACAUCUGUGACAAGCGGCGAGAAGCCUGCCUUUAACUCUGCUGAUGCAGACACCAAGGUCGUGGCUGGCCCUCAGUUUGCUGCUACGUUUCAAGAGGAAGACUUCUGGACUAGGAACGGCCUCAAUGGCAAGUCGUUUCAAAAACGACACUAUGGAAGAGGCAUUGUUGAACUAGAUCGGGCUAUGAAAACCCGCCAUUUACACAUGAUUGCUAUUGGCGGUUCCAUUGGUGCUGGUUUCUUUGUUGGCUCUGGUGGUGCACUGGCCAAAGGUGGUCCCGCUUCUAUUCUGCUCUGCUUCUCUAUUGUCGGCUUCAUGGUCUUUAACGUUGUCUUUGCACUUGGUGAACUGGCUGUCAUGUAUCCCAUCUCUGGUGGCUUUUACACAUAUGCUACUCGAUUCAUCGACCCUUCAUUUGGUUUUGCAGUUGGUUGGAACUACCUCUUCCUCUGGUCCGUCGUCCUACCUCUCGAACUCACAGUCUGCGGUCUCGUCAUAGAGUAUUGGGAUGAUAAAACUAGCGUGGCUGUAUGGAUUACCAUCUUCCUUGUCGCCGUCAUCAUCAUCAACGUCUUUGGCAGCAUUGGUUUCGCCGAGGAAGAAUUCUGGGCGUCAUCUAUAAAGCUAAUUUCUGUUGUUAUCUUCAUGAUAAUAUCGCUCGUCCUGGUUCUCGGUGGUGGCCCCAAAGACGGCAGAUAUAACGAAUACUGGGGUGCCAGAUAUUGGUAUGAUCCAGGGGCCUUUAGGAACGGUUUCCGAGGCUUCUGUGCUGUUUUUGUUACAGCUGCCUUCUCUUUUACGGGCACUGAACUAGUUGGUCUUGCUGCAGCAGAGACAGCCAACCCGGUCAAAUCGGUUCCCGGCGCAAUUAAGCAAGUAUUUUGGCGAGUUGUGGUGUUUUACGUCUUGGGCUUGUUUUUUAUUGGCGUGCUUAUUCCGUCUGAUGAUCCGCGUCUUCUUUCCAGUGCUGCCUACACUGAUGUCAAAGCCUCUCCCUGGGUUCUAAUUGGGUAUUAUGCCGGACUCCAUGGACUGGAUCAUUUCAUGAAUGCCAUCAUUUUGAUCUCGGUGCUCUCUAUUGGCGUGUCUGCCGUGUUUGGAGGUUCUCGCACGCUCACAGCCCUUGCUCAGCAGGGAUACGCUCCCAAACUGUUCACCUACAUUGAUAGAUCCGGACGACCUUUGCCAUCUGUCAUUGCUCUCAUUUUGACAGGUCCUCUGGCGUACGUCAAUCUAAGUGCAUCUGGGCCAACCGUUUUUGACUGGCUUCAAGCCAUCUCGGGCUUGGCUGUAUUGUUCGCGUGGGGUGCCAUCUGUCUCUCGCACAUCCGCUUCCGAUCUGCCUGGAAACAUCAUGGGCACUCGGUAGAGGAAAUCCCAUUCCGAGCUGUGUUUGGAGUGUGGGGAUCGUGGAUUGGAUUGAUUUUGUGUGUUGUAGUUCUCGCGGCUCAGUUCUUCACGGCCAUCGCACCUCCUGGCAAGGACGGUGUUAAUAACGCCGAAGGCUUUUUCAAGUCCUAUUUGGCAUUCCCCAUCUUGAUUGCAUUUUGGGUCGGAGGCUUUGCCUGGAAGCGAACUGGCUGGCUUCGUUUGGAUCAGAUUGAUGUUGACACGGGCAGGCGUGAACUCGACUGGGAGGCGAUCCAUGCCUACCAAGCUCAGAUCAAGAGCUGGCCAACAUGGCGCCGGAUUUUGCACAAAUUCUUUUGA